UAUAAAGUAGAAAUUUUACAAAAGGACACACUCUCAGCCAUACUACGAAAUAUUUAAAACUUCUAAAAUGCGCGAUUCAGAUGCAAUCUUGAUAGCAAUAGUAAUUGGAGUAAUAUAUUAUUUUUCCGUGUUGGAUCCGAAACCGUCAGAAAACCAAACAGAUAUAGUGGAAAAAUCAAAUGACAUAGGUGAAAAUCAAUUUCUUAUAGGACAGUUAGAUGUAAAUGGACAAUUGCAAGAUGGAGACAAAAUUAUUAUAAAUGGUUUCGCAACAUCUCCAACAGACACAUUUGAUAUUCGUUUAGAAAGUGAAAAUUGUAAUGAUGAGAAAAAUUGUCUGAUUUCCUAUAAUCUUGGAUAUUCGAAAAAUAAUCUUGCUAUAAACCAAUUUCAGCAAACCAAAUGGACGUCUAUUGAAAAUUUGAAAUUUACAAUAGAUUCAACUGAAUUAAUUACAGUAAAUAUUUUUCUCGCUAAAAAUAAAAUAAGUGCAGAUGUAAACGGAAACAUGGUAGGAAAAGCUGAAUUACCUUCAUCACUUAAUAAAAUUAAAUAUGUGAAUGUUUAUGGUAACAUAAUAAUAAGGGGUAUUUAUAUUGAAAAUGACGCUUUUAAACCACAAGCGAGGCUGACCAAAGUCUAAAAUAUUGAUACAAAAAAAAAUUUUUUAUGUUUUUUAUAUUCUAGUAUUUAUUUUUUGAACUUUUGGAAUUUCUUCAUUAAAAAGCUUGGAUUUUAAUAAAAUUUAAUACCGAAAACGCUAUUU
Molecule: messenger RNA, 766 nt
Organism: Condylostylus longicornis
Lineage: Eukaryota; Metazoa; Arthropoda; Insecta; Diptera; Dolichopodidae
Exons: 3
Coding region: 68-643 (191 amino acids)
Molecular function (GO): carbohydrate binding
Source: RefSeq, a predicted model, not a curated record